Molecule: messenger RNA, 4932 nt
Organism: Ostrea edulis (European flat oyster)
Lineage: Eukaryota; Metazoa; Mollusca; Bivalvia; Ostreida; Ostreidae
Product: polycystic kidney disease protein 1-like 2
Exons: 14
Coding region: 241-4161 (1306 amino acids)
Biological process (GO): detection of mechanical stimulus
Cellular component (GO): membrane
Molecular function (GO): calcium ion binding; protein binding; calcium channel activity
Source: RefSeq, a predicted model, not a curated record
GUGUUCCAUAAAAACCCAUUUGUUUAUGGCAAGGAAGCUGUUUCCAUCACCACGGACGUGGCGUCAUUUCAGGUCGAUGACACUAUCGACAUAGACGUCAAGUUACCUAAUAGAGGAACGCCUGUUUUUAAAGACUACAUACCUCUGAUUAAUCCGAGACUUCCCGAUAAAUUUAUUCAUUUUACAUUCGAGGUCAAAAAUGACCAGGACGCCGCCAUUGUGUACAUAAAACCUCACAACAUGGAUCUCAGUGGCGCCAAUUCCUCGAUGACGCUGUACAAGUUGUACAUUCGCUCUGAUACCCAUCCCACGUCUCUGAUAUUUGACUUUAAACAUUCUGUUUCAGUCCUUGACAAUACCAAACAUGGCUUUAAAAUCUUCAUUCCUGCUGGUAGAUGCAAGAAAGGCAAUUGCUAUAUGGCACUGGAACCGGAAGAAGUGUCAACCACUGAAGGCGCCACGAGUAGGAGGAAAAGAUCCACAACGACACAUAACGGCACGGUGGUGGAAAUCCUGCCGGGUCAGGCUAAUUUCAGCAUGGCCAUAUUCACAGCAGCCUGUCGAUCAUGGAACAUGUCUGACAAUUCCUGGGACACUCAAAAAUGUCAAAUUCUUCCAAUGAGUGAUAUGCAAGAGACAGUGUGCCGCUGUGUUGGAAAUGUCUUUUCGUCCACCUUUCACAUUCCUGCAAACACCAUCAAUUUCUUGAAUGUCUGGGACAAAUUUGACGUGAAGAACGCCUCUGUCUAUGCCUCAGUCGUAGCUAUCCUUGUUCUGUAUGUGGUGUUGGUAUUUAUCCUGAGACGGGCAGACAGAAAGGAUGCAGAAAAGUGGGCAAUACGUUUUCUUUGUGACCAUGACCACGAGGACAGCUAUUUUUACGCGAUGACCGUGCACACAGGUUUCUGUAUUGACGGGGGAACACACUCCAAUGUCAAUUUUAUUCUCGGGGGAAAUCUCUGCUGUUCAAACGUCCGAAUUCUAAGUGACGGGAUCAAGAAGGGUUUUGAUGUCGCUAGUGUCAACAGAUUCGUAUUCGGAACGAACGAACCCCUAGGAGAACUGAAUUAUCUACGAAUCUGGCACGAUAAUUCAGGGAAGGAUUGGUAUCUUUGUAGGAUAGAAAUAGAUGAUAUCCUGUCAAACAAAAGAUAUGUCUUCGUGUGCGACAAUUGGUUAUCUGUUGAGAAAGAAGAUGGAGCUUUGGAAAGGGUCCUUGUAGUUUCAGAUAAAAAAGACCUGAUGUCAUUCAAAUCAAUUUUUCCCCAUCAUUCCAAAAUGAACUUUCUCGAGGAGCACCUGUGGAUGUCUCUGUUAUAUCGGCCUAUGAAAAGCAAUUUUACACGGGUUCAGAGAUUGUCGUGUCUGCUUGCCCUGCUUUUUCUGACAAUGAUAACCAACGCAAUGUUCUUUCGCUCCUCCGACGAGACCUCAGAUGUGCAGCAAGUUCAAGUGGGAACUUUUAAAUUUUCCUACAGCUUGUUGUAUGUAUCAUUGGUGGGAAUUCUUAUAACUACACCACCAGUUUUAGUCAUGACCAUUCUAUUUAAAAAGAGAAAAUGUGCAUCGAAAAGUUCGUGUGAGAAGCAAACUGAGACAAAGAAAUUUCCUGAGAAAUACGAGCAUAGUACUGAUGAUGUCUUGAACGAUGUGUUCGUGAAGAAAGAAUUUUUGUUUCCGUAUUGGACAGUGUAUAUCGCCUGGGCGUUGAUUGUCCUGUCUGUUUCUGCAUCCGGAUUCUUUCUUGUCCUAUACAGCAUGGAAUGGGGGACGUCCAAAUCAGAGGAGUGGUUAUACUCCUUUUAUCUUUCCUUUUUUGAGUCGGUCAUUUUCAUUGAUCCCAUUAAGGCUGUUUUGGUGGCCCUCCUGUUUGCCACACUACUGAAGAAAUUGUCUGUUGAAAAGCAACCCAGUGUAAACCUCCAACAGUUACAGAAACUAUCAUUUCAACAUCACAACACAGAUCAGGACAAGUUUAGAGUAUUGAUGAACGAAUUAAUCAAGAAGGACCCGCCCACAGAGGAAAACAUACAAUACAUGAGACGGAAGUGGAGGGAGCAGAACGAGGCGAAGCUGGCCUUCCGUCGAACAGUAACCUUCCUUCUCUUCAUGCUGGUCAUAUUCACCAUCAGCUUCCAUGAGAGAGACACACGCGCGUUUGCCCUGAAGUCCAAUGUUGAGAAUUAUGUUCUUGCGGAUGGUUACGGACAGUUUGGAUUUGUUGCUAUUAAUGAGACAAAAUAUUUCUUCGACUGGAUGAAAAAGACCCUUAUUUCGGCUUUAUAUCCGGAAACAACCUAUAAUAGCGGAGAUCUUGGAGUAAGGGAGCGACGGUGGUUUGGUGAUCAAACCAGUAUCAGGGUUGGGCCUCCAAGGAUUCGUCAAGUUCGCAUGAAGAGGAAGCCUUGCAUGUACAAUAUGUUAACAUACCCUUAUACGUGUAUCCCUGGGUACAGCGAACGAGAAGAAGAUACUGAAUAUUACUGCCUUGGCUGGAAGACAUAUAUUAACGAAACCCAAUGCGACAUGGGGACAUACAGACAGACACACUAUACUGCCGAUUCUUGGCACUACACCCACGCAGAGGAAAUCUGGGGGGUGUCAAGGACAGGUGAACUUCGUACCUACAGUGGAGGGGGAUACAUAAUCAAAAUGGGAAACGAAAAGAAAAAUGCACUUGAUUUAGUUGAGGAAAUGUUAACUUUAAGCUGGAUUGAUCGAAGAACGAGGGCUGUCUUUGUCGAGUUUACAAUUUUUAAUCCGAAUGUAAAUCUGUUUGUUUAUGCACUUUUUCUGCUGGAAAUUCCUGAAUCAGGAGGUGUGUUAACAUGGACAGAUAUACAGGCAUUCCGUGCGUUUAUGUCAGUUGGUCAAUUUGGAACAAUAAUCAUUCUGUGCUACAUUUUCUUCAGUGUGUAUUUUAUUGUCGUCUCUGUUCAGCUCGGCAUCAAAAUGUAUUCAUCAGGGAUUCGCUCCUUUUUCCAUCAGCCCUGGAAUGUUGUAGAUAUUUUGUGUACUAUACUAGGCUACCUAGCUGUGGUUCUCUAUAUAGUCCGCUACAUUUAUGCCAAAUUGGCUUCAGAAAUGUUUUACGACGAUCAGCUGACAGGAACCAACAGGUUCAUCAAUUUCAGUCACAUUGUCAUUUGGGAUAGUGUCUUCAUCGCUGUAUUUGGUUGUUUACUGUUUGUUAGUGUCAUAAAAGCAUUCAGAAUUUUGGGAUAUAACAAACGUUUCACACAAAUCAUGUCAGUCCUCGUUGAUGCCUGGAAUGAUAUCAUCGGUUUUAUCAUCGUUUUUUCGCUUGUAUUCUUCGCUUUCGUUGCGUUUGGUUAUCUUCUGUUUGGGUCCAAACUGGAAGAUUAUCGCAGCUUUCUCAGAACGUGUGGAAGUUUAACCAACAGUUUUAUCGGGAAGAAUAAACUAGAUAAACUAGUGAGAGCGUCUCCCAACGCCGCCCAGUUCUUCUACUUUUCCUACAUUGGCUGUGUGAUUAUGACCUUGAUGACGAUAUUUAUUGCCAUUCUCAACAAAAGUAUAUCUCUUGUAAAAUCCCAGACAACGUCUUCUCCAGCGGUAUUUGGAAUAUCAGACUUCCUCCAACAGCUAGGAAACAAAGCACGCAGCAUGUUCGGGUUUUCAAAACGGAUGUCAUCACAAAACUUAGAGACACAUAGGAAGAUGUAUGCCCAGUCAUCAGAAGGCUUUAUGACAACAAACGUCGUGCGUUUGAUGAGAAGCAUACUGGACAACAACGAAUAUCCCGACACCCAGAAGCAGCAUCCACAGGCACCUUCAAAUGAUAUUGAUGACGUGGAUAUUAUCUUUGACAACAGAAAGCUUACGAAAACUAGGACACGUGUAAAAAAGGAUCUCCUCUAUAACGUAUUAGGCGUUAGAGGACACGAGAUUUCAGAAAAUGGUUUUGAUGAUAUUCUGACCAAAAAAACGCUGGGGACCGCUCCAGUUCGGAAGCGAAUAAUACAAAACAUGUUUGGUAUACAGGGAUGCGAGGCUCCGGGCAAGACGUUUCAUCACUUCGACGAUAUUCUCUCAAUGAAAGUGAAGAACGAACGAAAAACUCUGGUACAGAAGAGGAUAAUCCAUGACGUGAUAGGCAUUCCCAACGUCACUCUCACGGACACGACAGUAGAUAAAUGACUGCAUUUUUAAAUCGCUGACAACUGUUGUGUUGCGACGAUUGCUAUCAUGAAGUGCAUGAUAAUACAUUGUUUCCGAAAAAUACCUGACUAUUUAUAUUUACCAAAAGUUCGAACUGAAUACCGUAUUUAUAAGUAAAAUUUUUAGCAAGGAUUUGAUUUUGGCUUUGAUAGACCCAGUGCUGAGAUCACUAAAAUUGAAUAUCGCUUACAAUUUAUUCCAUAUCAGAGGUAAUAGCUACAUGUAUGUUUGUUGGAAUUAUAAAGUCGCUCUCGCUAAAUACAUAGACCCCUAAUUUAUGGACAAAUCGCUAAAUUUGCGGGCCGCUAAAAUAUCACUUACACGGCAAUAUCAAGUCUUGUAUGGUAUAUUCCACAAUAUUGCCCGAGUCUGUCAGAAGCUGUGGUUCUAUUACAUCUUUUAAAUCAGCAUAUUUGCAGCAUUGCAACUCAAACAAGUGAUAUAUAGAUAUGUAUGUUUAUUUUUUCCCAGUGAUAUCGUGUGCAUAUUUUAUGUAUACAUGUAUAUGUUGUAUAUUAUAUUAUCUAUUUUUCUAUUCUCUCAUUUCUCUGUCUGUGAAUAUGUUUUAUACAGGACCACAAUGUAAACUAGUCAUUUGAUACUAAUUGUACUAUCCUGUCUAAAUAAAGAAAUUAUUACUGUUAUCCAUCUAUAGAGUUUGAGUUAUUAAAUCAUUUCAUUAAAAAGAUGAUCAACGACAUGUGUCAAUUUUCACUGCAAAUAAUUGUAAAUAAAAAAAACUUAUCGACA